AUGGAUCUCGCGCCCGCCGCUCUCCACCGCCGCCGCCUCUCGCUCGCCCUCCCACGGGCGCGCCCCGCCUCGCACGCGGCCGUGGUCAAGACUCUUUCAGGACGAGCUUUCGCCCGUCUCCGCCCUGCCGCCUCAGCACUGGAGCAGCUUGGGCGCGGGCAGCGGGAAAACACGGAGCAAGACCUGGGGAACAAGAAUGGAUUGCAGAGAUCUUCAUCCUCAGAAUCCACAGACUCAGGUUUGGCUUUGGAUUCCCCCGGCCCUGCGACCUCCGGCGACGCCGUGGAGGACACGUUUGAGAAAGCAAUUCUCAAAUCCAGCAGACUGAACCUUCGAAUACCUUUCAGGAGAAUACACUCCCUGCCACAAAACCUGCUGGGAUCCAGCCCUGCCCUGAAGAGAAACCAUUCAGAUUCUCUGGACAGUGAUGCUUUCCAGCCACUGGCACAAGAUGAAAAUAAGGAGAAUGAAUCGUUUGAGUUUAAGAAGCCAACCAAACCAGCUUCUCGUUGCUUCCGUGAUGGAAGGGCUGGAGCGAGGCAGAAUUCAUCUCCAGCCCAGAUUAUUCCCAUGGAUGAAACCCCCUCGGGUGAGCAGGAGAACUACAGGCCAGCCUUCCUGCAGCAGCAUUCCCUGACCUCGGAGAGCGAGGACGACGAUGGCUUCCUGGAGCUGCUGGAUGACCAGGAUUUGAAGAACGACGAGGAGGUGCCGUCGGACGUGGCGAGUCUCUGGACGGCGCCGCUGGUCAUGAGGAGGGCGGACAAUCGGGCCAAACGGUGCCGCUUGUUUGGCUCUUCGUCCGUGUCCAGCACUGCAGGAAGAACCACCCAGAAGAGGAUGGAGAGAUCCCAGGAAGACAAUUCCCCAGGGAAAAGCAAGAAGAGGAAAAGCCUGCCUGGAACUUCCGAGGACCCAACGAGUGUGAAACUGGUGAGGACCCAACCCUCCACAGCAGAGAUCGAGAGCAUCUUGGACAGCGACCAGAGAGACCUGAUUGGGGACUUCUCCAAGAGUUAUUUACUUGACACUGUUGAUGGGAAACAUCAGGAUUUAAAAUACAUCGACUCGGAAAUGAUUGUGUCUGUGCUGACUGGGAAGUUUGAGAGCUUCAUCAAGCAGUGUGUGAUAAUGGACUGCAGAUACCCCUACGAGUACGAAGGAGGGCACAUCAAGGGUGCCAUAAACCUCCACAUGGAAGAGGACGUGGAGAACUACCUGCUGAAGCAGCCGAUCGAGCCGGCGGAGAACAAGCGGGUCAUCGUGGUGUUCUACUGCGAGUUCUCCUCGGAGCGGGGCCCUCGGAUGUGCCGGUUCGUGCGGGAGCAGGACAGGCUGAGCAACGAGUACCCCAGCCUGCACUACCCAGAGCUCUACGUGCUCAAGGGGGGCUACAAGGAUUUCUUCUCGAGAUGCAGGAGCUUCUGUGAGCCCGAGAGCUACCGCCCGAUGCACCACAAGGACUUUAAGGAGGACCUGAAGAGGUUCCGCACCAAGAGCCGGACCUGGGCUGGGGAGAAGAGCAAGAGGGAGAUGUACAGUCGCCUGAAGAAGCUCUGAGGGCUGCAGGGACCCAGCACGGACUGUCCAGCGUGGGGGGCCUGUCCUGCCUCUCUCCUCCUCUGUUUGCUCCCUGGGAACUCCUGGAACUCGGGGCUUCGGGCCCGGAUCCGGCCGGGAGCUGCCUUUGGUUAUUUUUGUUACAUUGCUUCCUGAAAAAUGGCUUCUUGUGUUCUGUGCCACCCCCGGAGCACCCGGGGAGGGGUGGGGAGAGACCCGUGGGGGCAGCAGUGUUGAGGGUGUUUUAGUGCCUGUUAUUUUUUUAAAUGCUCGAUUUUAUUUAAAUACAGUCAAAUGAAGCCAAUACUGCCGCUGUUGGAUCAUCUGGGUUCUACUCAGACCUGGUUUCUGCCCCAGGGCAUCCUGCUGGUGGAGGGGUGGGGGUUAAUUAUUGUACUCAGCUGCAGCUUUGGUUCUGUGUAGUGUUUGUGGUGAAGGAAAACGGGAAAUGUCCCGUUACAGCCCGAGGUUCCCACCUCUAAGCCUCUGAAAGCCCAUCUAAGGGGAAUUGCUUGUUCAUAAAUAUCAUGUUCACCUCGUUUACUUCAAAUUGUUUUAUUUCAUAGUCUCUUUGUGUAGUUUUAGAGGAGUUGGUGUUUUAAAGGAGGGAGAAUUUCUGGGAGCUGGGGAGGAUCAGCAGUGGGAUGAAAAGCUGUUGAUUUGCUGUCGCCGCUGCCUCCGAGGGUGUGAGUUGUUAUCCUGAAACAUUCCCAGAACAGACAGUGAGGAAUCCUGGGAGGCUGCUCCUGCACCCGGGGGUGAUUGUGGCCACUUCUCCCUCUGCCAGGAAAGGGCAGGAAGUAAAUUAAUCCUUGAAGGAAGAGGAACUUCCUCGGCAGCGUUGGGCCCUGCAGCUGAGGAAGUUCUGCUGUGCCAGCCCCAAAACUGCUUGGCUGCUGAUUUUUGGGGUCACAUCAGCCCCAGCUCUCCAGUCCUGCAGCAGCCCAGGGAUUUUGGGGUGUGAUGGAGCUGGAGCUCAUCUUCCUCACACACCAACUUCCUGGAGAAACUGGUGCUCCUUGGGAGCACCACGUGCCUGGGAGCUCCCAGCUCUCCUCUCGUGUCCUGUUUGUAUCCGUGUCAAAAAAGUAUUGAAAUGGAGGUGCCUUAUGUGGAGUUCUGACUUGAUUUCUUUUGAAAAUCUGUUUCUUAAAACGUUGUUGUUAAUCCUCUUGAGAAGCAAAAGGGUAGACUUGGAGUUUUUUUCUCGUUUAAAAAAAAAAUAAAUC
Messenger RNA from Manacus vitellinus (golden-collared manakin), 2789 nucleotides. It is a transcript of the gene CDC25A, whose product is annotated as cell division cycle 25A. Lineage: Eukaryota; Metazoa; Chordata; Aves; Passeriformes; Pipridae. Gene Ontology annotation, cellular component: nucleus; cytoplasm. Gene Ontology annotation, molecular function: protein tyrosine phosphatase activity. The record is from RefSeq and is a predicted model, not a curated record. Gene Ontology annotation, biological process: positive regulation of G2/MI transition of meiotic cell cycle; positive regulation of G2/M transition of mitotic cell cycle; G2/M transition of mitotic cell cycle.